Messenger RNA from Lepus europaeus (European hare), 3250 nucleotides. RefSeq names its product amphiphysin (gene AMPH). Gene Ontology annotation, cellular component: synaptic vesicle; plasma membrane; cytoplasm. Lineage: Eukaryota; Metazoa; Chordata; Mammalia; Lagomorpha; Leporidae. Gene Ontology annotation, biological process: synaptic vesicle endocytosis. Gene Ontology annotation, molecular function: phospholipid binding; protein binding. The record is from RefSeq and is a predicted model, not a curated record. The coding region runs from base 53 to 2137 and encodes 694 amino acids. The transcript has 21 exons.
UCAGCCGGGCCCGCGGCGCGCUCCGCUCGCAGCAGCUCCCGGACCCGCAGCCAUGGCCGACAUCAAGACGGGCAUCUUCGCCAAGAACGUCCAGAAGCGACUCAACCGCGCGCAGGAAAAGGUGCUCCAGAAGCUGGGGAAAGCUGAUGAAACAAAAGAUGAGCAGUUUGAAGAAUAUGUCCAGAACUUCAAACGGCAAGAAGCAGAGGGUACCAGACUUCAGCGAGAACUCCGAGGAUAUUUAGCAGCAAUCAAAGGCAUGCAAGAGGCCUCCAUGAAGCUCACUGAGUCACUGCAUGAAGUCUAUGAGCCGGACUGGUAUGGACGGGAAGAUGUGAAAAUGGUUGGCGAGAAAUGUGAUGUUCUGUGGGAAGACUUCCAUCAAAAACUAGUGGAUGGAUCCUUGCUGACACUAGAUACCUACCUGGGCCAGUUCCCAGACAUAAAGAAUCGCAUCGCCAAGCGCAGCAGGAAGCUGGUGGACUACGACAGUGCCCGCCAUCACCUGGAAGCCCUGCAGAGCUCCAAACGGAAGGAUGAGAGUAGGAUCUCGAAGGCAGAAGAAGAAUUUCAGAAAGCCCAGAAAGUGUUUGAAGAGUUUAAUGUUGAUCUGCAGGAAGAGUUACCAUCAUUAUGGUCAAGACGAGUUGGAUUUUAUGUUAAUACUUUCAAAAAUGUCUCCAGCCUUGAGGCCAAGUUUCAUAAGGAAAUUGCGGUGCUUUGCCACAAACUGUAUGAAGUGAUGACAAAACUGGGCGACCAGCACGCUGACAAGGCCUUCACCAUUCAAGGAGCUCCCAGCGAUUCGGGCCCCCUGCGCAUUGCAAAGACGCCAUCACCACCGGAGGAGCCUUCACCCCUGCCAAGCCCGACAGCUAGCCCGAAUCACACAUUAGCACCUGCGUCUCCUGCACCUGCCCGGCCUAGGUCACCUUCACAGACAAGGAAAGGGCCUCCCGUCCCACCUCUGCCCAAAGUCACCCCAACGAAGGAACUACAGCAGGAGAACAUCAUCAAUUUCUUUGAGGACAAUUUUGUUCCAGAAAUCAGCGUGACGACGCCUUCCCAGCAGAAUGAAGUCUCUGAGGUGAAGAAAGAGGAGACGUUGCUGGAUCUGGACUUUGACCCUUUCAAGCCUGAGGUCGCCUCUGCUGGCUCUGGGGGAGUCACCCACUCACCCAUGUCUCAGACAUUGCCUUGGGACCUGUGGACGACAAGCACUGAUUUGGUACAGCCGGCUUCUGGUGGUUCAUUUAAUGGAUUCACCCAGCCCCAGGACACUUCGUUAUUCACAAUGCAGACAGACCAGAGUAUGACCUGCAACUUGGCUGAAUCUGAGCAGGCUGCACCCACAGAGCCGAAAGCAGAGGAGGCCCCUGCUGCUGCCACACCUGCUGUCGGACUGGACCAGGGACUGGAUGCUCGGGCCGAGGAGCCAGUGGAGGAGGCAGCGGUGCUCCCUGGAGCUGAUGCUGAUGUGGCCGGUGGAACCUUGGUGCUGGCAGCUGAGGGGAUCCCAGGAGAAGAGGCAGAGGCACAGAAGGCAGCUGUCCCAGCUGGGGAAGGAGUCAGUGUAGAAGAAGCCAAAAUUGGUACCGAAGCCACCGAGGUUGUGGACAGCGACAGACCUUACCCAGAAGAGAUGGAAGCAGCAGCGCCACAGGAGAAGGUCAUCCCUUCUGUGGUCAUCGAGCCUGCCUCAAACCAUGAAGGGGAGGGAGAACAAGAGAUAACCAUCAGUGCAGAGUCGGAGGAAGCCCCAGAGGAUGCUGCUGCCACAGGCCCCGCCGGCGAGACACCAGAGCUGGCCACGGAGAAGCCCCAGGAGGACGCUCAGGCGUCGCCUGCUGCACCUGCAGGAGUCACAGAUCAACAAGCACCUGCAGGGGCAGCCGCUCAGGAAUUGCCUCCCGGGUUUCUCUACAAGGUAGAAACACUGCAUGACUUUGAGGCAGCAAAUUCUGAUGAACUUACCUUGCAGCGGGGUGACGUGGUGCUGGUAGUCCCCUCGGAUUCAGAAGCCGACCAGGAUGCGGGCUGGCUGGUGGGAGUGAAGGAAGCAGACUGGCUGCAGUACAGAGACCUUGCCACCUACAAAGGCCUCUUCCCCGAGAACUUCACCCGGCGCCUGGAUUAGGGCUGCGUGCGUGUGCAGAGAGAGCUUGCUUCCUGGGUUUUUAAAUCUUUGCAAAAACCUGAAGAGUUCACUUUUGCUAUUACACUUCUGAUGAUCUACAGACUGCCUCCAGACAAAGCUUGGGAAAGUAUGCCAGUGGAGCAUGUGUGCAGAAAAUGUAAGAGGAAAACAAAGUAAAUUAAGGAAAAAGUCCUCACUCAUUCCCCUGUUGUCAGUGACGGGUUUCUUUGUGCUUUGUCCGAGCUGUGGAGACUCUUGUACUUGAUUCCCCUCCUGCCAAGUCUAAAGUAGCUUUCUCCAGCCCAGACCUGCCUGUGUACCAAGUGUAUGGUAUUGAGUGGCUGCCCUGCGAAGAUGUGAAAAAUUAUUCUGUAGUACCAGACUAUCUGAUCCCCCUGCCCAGCUCUGAGCGUGUGCUCUCUCUUUGUUCCAAGUUUACUGUGUUCAAAACAAUACUGCUGCAAAAGUUUUCAACAGUCUUUUCCAACACACCUACAUAUAUAAAUAUAUAUAUGAACGCACAGUCACACAAGCUAGUUCCCAUGACUGCUGGAUCUAUGUGUAUGCAGAAGGCUACAUAUACAUAGUUGCUUUCUUUCCUUUCCAUUGUAGCUCUUUGCUUCUCAAGUGUUGUUGGUACAUGCAUUGCUCUUACUCUGCCUGGCAUAACAGUUGCAGUUAUGCCUCGGGAGGGAAAACCAGCCAUCCCGUUGCCAAAUGAAUCAACAGUAUGUGUGUGUGUAAUGUGCAGUUUUCAGGGUGAGAUUGACAGUUAGCACAUCCAGGCUGCUGCCUGCCCCCUUCUGAGAAAGCAGGGCCUGAUUACGCAGCCACGCGGCUGCUGGGGCAGGGACAGGGCUAGUCGGAAUGCGCAGCGAAGCCGCCUUCUCUUCUGCCUUUAUGAGAUUGGUAGAAGGUGGAGCGUAUGAACCCCUCCCAAAAGAUUACUGUUAAAAAAAAAAAAGCUCCUAUAUAUUUCCACCUCUUAAAUUUAUGCAGCUCAUCUUCCCAGAUUCUCCGAAAAUAAAAUAGGUGAUGUAUGCUGUAUCCACAAACCAUCUGUAACAAUUAUGGUUCCAGUGCUGUGUCAUUCCAAAUAAACCUUUGGUAAUC